AUGAAGGAUCGACCGGAUACGGAGAAUAAAGAGACGACCUAUCACUUGAAAACAUGUUUGCAAGCCGACCAAAAUAAUGUUAUCGCACAGAAGUUGCAAAAUGCUUAUCCAGAAGUAUGCAAAGAUGGUAUGGGAUUAUGCACCAAGGAGAAGGCAGAUAUGCAGGUCGGAAGUCUAGUGUGCAAGGCUCUAGUGUUCAGUACUAGCAGAUCAGACCUAUUCUGCCUUUUGAACUGUCGAAAAAAAACUGGACAGACUUCUGGAAAUGAACGUUAUAACGCCAAUAAUGGGAAUAGCAUAGCGCAUGGGCAGCUCCCAUAUGUAUGUAAAGACUUUUCAACUGGACUCAACGGAUCAUUUGAAUCGUACGAUUACUCUUCGCCGCUACCAGAGGACAUUUUGGCGUCUCUCAACGGAGAAACA
Messenger RNA from Cylicostephanus goldi, 423 nucleotides. Lineage: Eukaryota; Metazoa; Nematoda; Chromadorea; Rhabditida; Strongylidae. The record is from the annotation of a GenBank genome assembly.